This is a messenger RNA of Trypanosoma conorhini, 1485 nucleotides long. RefSeq names its product putative transmembrane amino acid transporter. The transcript has a single exon. Gene Ontology annotation, molecular function: amino acid transmembrane transporter activity. The coding region runs from base 1 to 1485 and encodes 494 amino acids. NCBI's taxonomy places the organism in Eukaryota, Euglenozoa, Kinetoplastea, Trypanosomatida, Trypanosomatidae. The record is from RefSeq and is a predicted model, not a curated record. Gene Ontology annotation, biological process: amino acid transmembrane transport.
AUGCAUCACACUUCACACACAGGCCCGGAGGUGUUCAAUGAAAGGACGGAGCCAGUCUUCGACGCAGGCCGGGAGCCUUCCCCCGACCAAGUGCCGAGCAUAGGCCGCCGCAACUCGUUUGCGGAGUCGCAAUUUAGCAUGGGAAGAAGUAUUCAACGGGUGCGAAGCACAAGGAACAUUGGCAGUAUGCUUCAGGAUUUUGCCGAGGAGGAACCGACGCCUGUCGAGAUAAGGCGGCGAAAGAGGCCGGGCCUGGCGCAGCGAGUUCUGGAGUAUAUCUUUCCGCCCGGCAGCAUGCUGUCGAGCGCCUUUACACUUGGAAGCUCAACGCUCGGUGGUGGUAUUCUUGGCCUGCCCUUUGCGUUCAACAUGACCGGGUAUAUCCUCUCCAUCAUACUGCUGGUCGUCGUGUCGAUACUGACCGUAUUUUCACUCUGGCUGCUCGCCCACUGCUCCGACAACGCGAGGAAGCGCACCUACGAGGACACGAUGAAGGUCCUCAUGGGCCGCGGCCCCGACUGGUUGGUGUCUAUUUUCAUGUGCGGCUUUUGCAUUGGUGGGGGUGUUGGCUACAUCAUUUCCAUUGGGAACUUGCUGACGCCCGUGUUUGAGAAUGAGGGGGUCCCGCACUUUCUGACGACCAAGCCCGGCAAUCGACUGAUCACGAGUAUGGUCUGGCUGGUACUUAUCUUGCCGCUGUGCCUUCCAAAGCAGAUCGACUCCCUACGGCACACCUCUCUGCUGGGGUGCCUCUGUAUUCUCUUCUUUGUGAUCUGCAUUGUCAUUGAUGCAAGCAGGUACACCUACAAGGAUGGCUUUCGCAAGGACCUCGAGAUGUUUGGUCAUGGCAACACUGCGAUUGAGGGGCUUGGUAUGGUGAUGUUUGCGUGCCUCGUGCAAAUUAACGCGUUUGAGGUGUAUUUUGAGAUGUCGCACCCUACGCCCCGUCGUAUGAUGCGCGACAGCGCCAUCGCCAUGGGCGCGUGCGGGUUGCUGUACGUUUUGGCCGGCUUCUUUGGGUACAUGCGCUUUGGGAAAACGGUAACAGCCUCCAUUCUCCUCUUGUAUCAGCCGGGGGAGAGCGUUCUCUUCGCGAUUGCGUACGUUGGCAUCGUCUUUAAGAUCUGCGUCGCGUUUGCCCUCCAUCAGCUGCCAAUGCGCGACGGCAUCUACCACCUGCUCGGCUGGGACGUGUACCUGAUGCCGUGGUGGCAGAACGCCGUCUUCUGCACCUUUUUGUCCUUUGUCCUGCUGUUGGCCGGCCUCUUUGUGCCCAACAUCAACAUUGUCUUUGGGCUCGUGGGCUCCCUCUGCGGCGGCUUCAUCGGCUACAUCUUCCCCUCACUUAUGUACAUGUACUCCGGCAACUUCUCGCUGAAGCGCAAAGGCUACUGCCUGUACUUUGCAACGUACUUCCUGCUCGUCGUCGGGUGCAUCGCCACCGUGUUUGGCACCGGCGCCUCCAUCUACGGGGUUGCCGCGUGA